Schistosoma turkestanicum is the source of this 1828-nucleotide messenger RNA. The record is from the annotation of a GenBank genome assembly. NCBI's taxonomy places the organism in Eukaryota, Metazoa, Platyhelminthes, Trematoda, Strigeidida, Schistosomatidae.
AUGUUAACCAAUCAUUUAAAUGAACUCAUUGAUAAUUUACUUAUAUUUCUCUUACAAUAUAAUUGGUUAUAUAAUUUUCAAUGGAUUGGUGAUUUAUGCAAAUUUCAAAAAGAUUCAUCACAUUCAAUAGUCGUUACAUCAAUUCUAGAUAAUUUACCAGAAUCAUGGAAAAUAGCAUUAGAAAAUGCAAAUCUUAAAGAAUUACAAAUGUUUGUCUCAGAUACUUCAAAUUUAUCUCAUUGGCCUAAUAGCUUGGUGAAUUUCUCAAUGAAAUGUCGUCAACUAACCAGGCUACUAUCACAAUAUAUUGCAUUUAAACCGAAUAAUCAUCGAUUUCCUGGAUGUUCAUUCAAUCCAGUAAGUAUGUGCACCGACUUGAUCACAUGUAUUGAAAUUGAUCAAUUGGAGAAGUGUUAUCUUUCAAAAAUGUCAAAAAAGAAAUCUUAUGAAAUUAAACAAAUUUCUACAUUGAUUCAAACAAUCCUAUUAUCAGCUGUGAAUGAUAAUCAUCAACUACUUGAUAGUAGUAGUAGUUCAUCAUCAAAUGAAAUAUUCAACUCAAAUGAAUUUCUAUUGAACAAUGAACAUAUUGUGAAUCAUUUUCAAAAUGUCCCCUUGAUCAGUAAAGAAUCAAUGCAUAAUAUUGUUGUGAAAGAUUGUAAAUCAGCUAUUCCAUUGAAAAUUGUUGAUAUCGGUGCUGGUUUAGGCUAUUUAUCAAAUUAUCUUGGUUAUCGUUUAAUAUUAACCACUGAUUGUGAUAAUCAUCCAUUGAUUACACCUCAAAUUAUAUCUAUUGAAUGUGAUUUAAGUUUACAUUCAAAAGCUUUAACAAAUUUAUCACAAUACAAUUCAAUGUUUCAAGUGAAAUCAUUGAGUUCAAUUGUGAAACGUAUAUUAUUUCAUGUUGAAUCAACUAAUUUACAAUUAUUACAAACAAGACUCCAACAAUUCAUUUCUAGUUCUAAUUAUCUAUUAAUUGGCUUACAUUGUUGUGGAGAUUUAAGUUUAUCAAUUAUUGAAUUAUUUCAACAAGAUUGUUUAGCACAAUGUCUAUUAAUAAUUGGAUGUUGUUAUCAUAAAAUUACCAUAGAAAAGUUCCCUACUAGUAAUUACUUACGUGAAGCUAUGCUAAAAUGUGAUAUAAACUUUAUUGAUAAAUGUAUUUCACCAGCUACACUACGUUUAGCCUGUCAACAUUCACCUUUAACAUGGUUCAAAUGGACAGAAAUCGAUGCUAGUAAACAUCGUAUACGUGUAUUGGCCCGGAUAAUUUUAGAUUUUAUAUUUAUCAAGUAUGACAACUUGUCUACAGCAUUUGAACGAUAUAAACGUCUUGAUCCAGUGAUACAUUGUGAUAUGAUAAAGAAAUUAUUAGCUACCAAAUAUCAUGACAAUGAUAAAAGUGAUCAGAAUUGGUCACUACAUUUUAAUGAUGUGUAUCCACAUAUAAUCAAUUACUGGCAAAAAUCCCUGGUAGAUAUUGUGCGAUCCGAUCGAAUCAUCAAUAACGAUCCUUGUUUCACGGAGUAUCGUGAUUACUUUGAACAGAUAUGGAAUUUAAUACCAGGACUAUUAGCUAUACAGCAAUUGUUUCAACCAUUACUGGAAACACUUGUACUGUUUGAUCGUUUAUGGUGUCUUAGAGAAUGUGGCAACGUGAAUGCAACUAGUGAUGUAGUGGAUCCUUAUCAAUAUUCUGGUUAUAUACGUAUUUUUGAUCCAGAUUUAUCACCACGUUGUAUGGCGUUGUUUGUUUGUAAAAACGCCGAAGUGUACAGACAUUUAUGAUGUCCUGAAAGAUUGCUUUUUUUAUAAUACAACAUUUUUG